This is a messenger RNA of Micromonas pusilla CCMP1545, 1329 nucleotides long. RefSeq lists its product as uncharacterized. The record is from RefSeq and is a predicted model, not a curated record. Lineage: Eukaryota; Viridiplantae; Chlorophyta; Mamiellophyceae; Mamiellales; Mamiellaceae. The coding region runs from base 1 to 1329 and encodes 442 amino acids. The transcript has a single exon.
AUGGCGCCGUCGUCGCUCCACGCGCAGCACGCCGCGCGGACGCGAUCGUCGCGGCACGCGGGCGCGCGGUACGCCGCGCGGAUACGAGAAGAGCGCGCGCGGAGCGCCGGCGCGGCGGCGUUCAAGACGUCCGGCGCUCGGCCGGCGUCGCACAUCGUCGGCGCGACGACGACGACGACGGAGGGGGGAAACGCAAACGCCGGAACCGCCGUCGACGCCGCGGGCCCGUCGACGCCGCAUCGCGCGCGAACGCGCGACCGCGCGGGCGCGCCGUACACGCCGAGCGUCAUAUCCCCGGCGGCGUCGAGGAAGCGAAGCGAGGCGGGCGGCGCGAGGGCGUCGACCGCGCCGUCGGGGGCGGCGCGCGCGCGCGACGUCUCGUCGUCGAGCGUCGUCGUCGCGAACGCAGCGUCCGUCGUCGGUUUCGGCGCGGUCGGCGCGACCGCGACGUCGCGCGCCGCCGUUUCCGCCGCGAGCGCGUCGGGCGCGGCGAGGAACCACCACCAUCCGCCGCGACGGUCCGCGAGCGCGACGGCGUUCGCGCGCGCGCGGCGGCUGUACGCGACGCAGGCGGCGGACGCUCAUCAUUCCCCCGGACGCGGCGUCCGCGGCGUCGCCGCGCCGCGCGCGUCCUCCUCCGUCGGCGCCCCAGGUCGCGCCGCCGCCGCCGCGGCCGCCGCCGCGCGCGUCGAGUCCGCGAAGCUCGCGGCCGCGGCGAGAGCGGCGGAGCUCGAGUCGCGCGCGGAGAGCUCGCGGCGCGUCCCGGACGCGCCGCCGUCCGCCGCGGCGACGGACGCGGCGCGCGCCGCCGCCGCGCGCGUCGCGGCGUCGAAAGCGGCCGCGGCCGAGCGCGCGCGCGCCGCCGCCGCGUCGGCGUCGUCGUCGACUUCGUCGCCGCACUCGCGUUCGCGUUCGCGUUCGCCCUCGGCCGCCGUCGAGGGCGCGGCCGCGGAGGCGAGACGUCGCGUGGAGCUGCGGAAAAAGUCGCGCGACGCCGCCGUCGCGCGGCGAGACGCGUUAGACGCGCUCGAGCGAUCGACGGCGCGCGACGCGCGCGUCCGCGCGGGCGCGGACAAGGAGCGGAGACGGAUCGAGGUGUACGCGCUGAACGAGCUCAUGUGCGCGUCCGAGCUCGCGGCGCUGCGGACGUGGAUGGACGGCGCGGGAGGGACCACCGCGGAGGGCGGGGGGGACGCGGCGAAAAGCGACGACGGCGACGGCGACGGCGACGGCGACGGCGACGGUGACGGGUCGGGGUCGGAGGACGAGGGCGAGGGCGACGAGGACGCGUCCGCGGUCGGGCCGCUCCCGACGCACCUCCGAGUGUGA